AUGGUGGGCGUGCCUGGUCGUUCCAAGGGCUGCAACACGUGCAUCCAGCGAAAGGUCAAGUGUGAUGGCGGCCAGCCCACGUGUGGCAACUGCCGCAAGUCGAAUCGGCUGUGCACCGGCUACAAGCGGCCGGUAGCCUUUGUCAUGUCGGCUGACGUGGCCCUGACCGAGCCUAUGGCCGCCGACGAGCCCGAGGGCAUGAGCGUGACCACGCAGGGUCGCUGGCGUCGACGGCCGCGCAAGCUGCCCGAAGCGCUGCCGGCAGACCGUCGGCCACGGGGGAAGGCGGCAAAAAAGGACAAGACCGCAAGCAAAAACGGCCUCGAAGUCGAUCUGGACACGACCGUCUCGCCAGCCGAGCUAAAGCGCUAUAAAAAGGCCUUUGGGUCGGCCGGAAUCCCGGACGAGGAUGAGCACGUUUCCUGGACCUCGGUCGUCGGCAAGACCCAGACCACAACCACAGCCAUGACCAUGGUCACAUCCUCAUCCCCGUGGACGGCUGUCCUGUCGGGCGAUGCCGCCUGGCGUGAGCAGCUCUUCCCCGUCUUUUUGGAUUUGCACCUCCCGGAUGAGCUGCUUCAGGGCUGUGCCCGCGGCCGCGGCCAGCGCCCCCGCAACUGGCUGAUGCACCUUCCGCACACCGCUCUUGACGGCUCGCCCGCCCUCGAGACUGCCAUGGCCGCUCUCUGCAUGGCGCGCGUCGGCCGCCAGAGCGGUUCCGCCGGGCUCAGCCUCGUCCGCCACAGCCUCGACCUCUACACCCGCGGACUCGGCCAGCUGCAGCGCGCCGUCCAGGAUCCCCGCACGCGGCGUAGCGACCAGACCCUCGCUGCCUGCCUCACCCUGUCCAUGUACGAGCUGGCCGAGUGUCCGACUGGCCGCUCCGACGGCUACCUCGCCCAUCAGGACGGCAGCCUCGCCCUCCUCCAGAUGCGUGGCCCCGACGCCCAUGCUUCCCCCCUCGCACAUUCCCUCUUUAACUUUCUGCGCAUCCAGAACUUCAUCUACGCCAUCAUGAACCGCCAGAGCAACUUCUUCUCCACGCCGGCCUGGUUGCAGCGCCCCUGGAAGGACCUUGCCAAGGACCCUCAUGACCGCUUCAUGGACCAGAUGUACGCCAUUCCCGUCCUCAUGGAGCAGUCCGAUGCCCUGGCCGCCUCCGAUGCUGUCCCCGAUCGCCUCGCCGCCGGCUACAGCACCAUCAUCGCCCGCUACGUCGACAUCGACACCUGCCUCCAGAAGUGGCAGCGUGACUUGAAGUUGAUCGUGUCCGGACCGCUUUACUGGCCUGAGCUGUCUGCCAUCCGCUGCCCCGUCUUUGACGACAGCCCCGACGGCCAUGCCAGCGCCCGCGGCCGUCCCUUUCCCGUCGCCUUCCAUUUUCCCGCCUUCUUCAUCGGCCAGUCCGUCAUCCUCUACUGGCUCAUCGUCCUCUUCGUCAACGUCCAGAUGGACCACCUCUACCGCCGUAUCGCCGUGCUCGAGGACGCUGCCGCCGCCGUUCCCGUCCCUGUGCCGUGGGACUGCUGGACUCUAUCGCCCACCUUCUCCAACCUGCCCGAGUUGGACCUCGAGCCAUUGUCACCAUCGACAGCACCGCCCGUAUCAUCGCCAGCAUCCACUCUGUCCACCUCUGCCACACCUCCAUCAACGUCCCCGCCCUCCUCCGCACCACCGCCGUCCGUCUCGCCGCUUGCUGCCGCCGAUUCCGCUGCGAGCAUUGCACGCACUAUGACUAGCAAUAUCUGCCAGUCAAUCGAAUACUUCUUGCAGGAUAGCAUGGGCGAUAUCGGCUCCGUAUCCACACUUCUGCCUCUGACCGCCGUGCGCUACCAUUUGUCUCGCACUCAUUCUACUCGGCCCUGUCCGCCUGGCCCCCCUGAACAUCCCGGCGAGUACUCUGAUGAAGUCGUUUGGGUCGAUUUCCUAAUUCAAUUCGUCGGUGGCAAGGGCCAUCGUAUGGCUUUCUAUAUCACAGCUGACUGA
This is a messenger RNA of Grosmannia clavigera kw1407, 1986 nucleotides long. RefSeq names its product c6 zinc finger domain containing protein. Bases 1 to 1986 code for a protein of 661 amino acids. Gene Ontology annotation, molecular function: zinc ion binding; DNA-binding transcription factor activity, RNA polymerase II-specific. The record is from RefSeq and is a predicted model, not a curated record. The transcript has 3 exons. NCBI's taxonomy places the organism in Eukaryota, Fungi, Ascomycota, Sordariomycetes, Ophiostomatales, Ophiostomataceae. Gene Ontology annotation, biological process: regulation of DNA-templated transcription.